AUGCCUCUUUUUCAUUUCGGCAAUUGUUUAGCUUUGGCUUGUGGUCCUGUUUUAUUGACAUAUAAAUAUUCAGGAUUAGCUGAGUACAACGCAUUUUGGAAAUGUGUACAAUCAGCCUCCUUUUAUCUAUUUGUUCAAUUUGUUAAGAUGUUAACGAUAGCAACAUGUUUUCCUCCGGUUGAUGAAUCAUCGGCAUUCGUAGUGAAAACGGAAUUUUUGAAAAAUACAGUGGAUAUCUUAGAUUUGGUUGGUUUACAUUUUGUUAUGACGCGACUUCUGGGUAAAACCGAUUUGAAAUAUCUCGUUGCGGCACUUGGUUGGACAUCAGCUGAACUUGUUGUUACAAAGUUUCUACCAUUAUGGGUUGGAGCGCGUGGAAUUGAAUUCGAUUGGAAAUAUAUUCAAAUGAGUCUUGAUUCCAAUAUUGCUUUGAUUCAUCAUUUAUCCGUCGCAAUGCUCAUUUGGCUUCGUACUCGCAAUGAUUUCAAUAAGUCUUACAUUCCUUUGAUCAAUGUUCUUCUUCUCCUAUGUUGUUAUCAACCAUUAAUUUUAGAAGUGGUUAUGCAUGCUCUUGGUCUUGGCCCAUGGGUUUAUCUAUUAACAAAGUUUCUGUUUACAACAACCGUUGGUUUAACAACUCUUCAACUCUAUCUGACAUUACCAAACAAUAAUUAG
Molecule: messenger RNA, 675 nt
Organism: Adineta ricciae
Lineage: Eukaryota; Metazoa; Rotifera; Eurotatoria; Adinetida; Adinetidae
Source: the annotation of a GenBank genome assembly